Drosophila eugracilis is the source of this 1411-nucleotide messenger RNA. RefSeq lists its product as uncharacterized. Lineage: Eukaryota; Metazoa; Arthropoda; Insecta; Diptera; Drosophilidae. The transcript is spliced from 4 exons. The record is from RefSeq and is a predicted model, not a curated record. Gene Ontology annotation, biological process: vesicle-mediated transport; G protein-coupled receptor signaling pathway. Bases 1 to 795 code for a protein of 264 amino acids. Gene Ontology annotation, cellular component: membrane; neuron projection.
AUGGCCCAUGGAGGUGGCAUCUGCUCAACGGCUGUGCUGGAGGAGAAACCAGCGGCAUGUGUGGCUAGCAGCACAGCCUUGGCUAUUAGGAACUCCACGAUAAUCGCCCAUCGGUUGUCCAUUUAUCUGCCCCAAUUACUUCUACCCUCAAGGGAUCCCCAAAAGCUUAUUACUGAAAUUAACUGUCAUGUGGCCCAGUUCCGAGAGUUGCUCAUCUUUAUAGGUCAGGCUCGGGAUUCCCCAGAGCUACGUGAGAAGAUUAGAAAGCUGAGGCGGAAUUGCGUGGAUGCCUGCAAGCAUACAGCUCAUUUGAUUACUCCCCAACCGCGACACUGCUUAGGCAGUCCCAGUGAAAGGAUGCACUUGACCCUGCUCUUUCAUCUUACCCAGCAAUUUCAACAUGAACUUAUCAAGAGUCAUCGCCUGAUCCAACUGGUACCCUUGGACAUGACGGAGUACUAUGCACCUUCCCGCACUGCUCCUUCCAAUCUGGGCAACGUCAUUAGUCAGUUCUUGUUGUGCAAGCAAAUUAAUCCUGAUUUUCAGCAGGAGGAACUAUGCAGCAUAGUCAAGGACUCUCAAGAGCUGACUGAACUUUUGGAAGAGCUGCAAGCUCACAUGCCCUUGGCAGAGGCAUCUCCAGAAUCUGACCUGGAUCCAGCACAGAAAUCUGAGAGUAGCCUUGUUUCCCUCAACACCCCGGCUUGGUAUGCCAGACAACGUAGACGGAGUUGCAAAAGCCGCAGCCGUAGUCUUUGCUGCUGUCUGGCCAAAAACCAAAACAAAACUUAUUAAUGAAAGUACCUUUGGGAGGUUUUCAACUUGAUCACAGAUUACCAGUUCUUAGUAUUUUAUAAUUUGUAUAGUUGGUAGAUCUCAUGUAAAGGAAGUGAAAAACUUUGGAAGAUAGAGCCCCAUUAUCAGCUAGGAAAUAGUGAUUUAACAUCCACAAACAAGUCACUAAAUCUAUAAUUACUGCAAUGCUCAAUGAUAGCGGAACAACUUUGAGAAACGAUAAAAUGUGUUCCCAGAAAUGAUAAUAACCGUAAUAUCGGAAAUGUGGGACAUCAAAGAGUCACCAGGUAAUAACCGUAAUGAAAGCGAUUAAAAGAAAUACAAACCAAAAAUACAAAUCGAAUGUUGGUUUUUUCUCGUUUCGUGGAAUCCCAAAAAAAAAAACAAUGAUGAAAUCCGAAAUCUGUGUCUCUUAUAUGGACAAAGGGUGAUAAAUUCACUGAAAGCAGGUGAAAUCCCACUUUACAGCGACAAAGAAAGAUGUCACAUUUAUUGGCGAGAAUCCCAGAAGCCUCAGAAGUGUUUACCUACCACUUAGUAAAGCAGGUGAUGUUGGCUUUGGAGCGGCGUCGCCCACCUGGUAACCAUAAAUGCUGAUUAGAUUCCGGCUUACACC